Symbiodinium sp. CCMP2456 is the source of this 1186-nucleotide messenger RNA. The record is from the annotation of a GenBank genome assembly. NCBI's taxonomy places the organism in Eukaryota, Dinophyceae, Suessiales, Symbiodiniaceae.
AUGGCAAGAUGUGUGGAACUGUGCAAGGAAACCGUGCGCGCUGAGUUUCCCGACUUCGACGUGAUCAUGGCAUUUAAGGUCUUCAACGUCCAGAAGAACAGAGGCAUGCAGCGUGUGAAGUGCAGCAAGCCAGAUGGUCUUACCUCUGGACGGGCUGUGCUGCCUGCUCUGCAGCGUCUCAGCCAGGUGUUCAAAGUAGACUCUUUGGGUUUGCAGCAGGAGUUUGGGAAAAUGCAUGCCAUCGCACUCGCGCACCAUGAAAGCAGUGGAUGUGGCAAUCGCGCUGCGUGGCAGCAUGCCUUUACACGCAUGGCAGGAAGCCAGGUUCUCUCCGCGUAUGUUGCUUUCACAGCGUCAAGCUCUGGGGUCGAGCAACAUUUCAGCAAGGUGGAUCGUUGCCACCUUGAAAGAGGAAACGGACACAACGAUUCCUUUCGCAGAUCUGUCAUCGCUCUGGCGGACGACGGACAUGAAGCGUCGGACAAGGCACUUGUUGAAAGCGCGCGCCGCAUCUAUGCAGAAGGGCGGCAGCGUGCGUCGCAGCCGCGCAGGAAGCGACGAGACGCAGGAGUGCCGCGAGCGAGUCCGGGCGAUCUCGAGGACAAGAGCGGCCUGAAAACUGAAGCAGACUGGUUGCGCAAGCGGCGGCGUGAUUUGGACGAGGCCAUAACAGAAACUCCACCGCCCAAGAGAGCAGCCACAAUGGAGUUCACGCCAGAAAUGGAGCGCGAGGCCAAGCACUUGAAGGGCGUCCUUGAGAAGCGCCGCAUGGAGGCCCAAGCAAAUGGGAGCUUGCUCGACUCUGAGAAAACGAGUGCAAGGAAGGUGGAAGCUUGGCAGAACAAGCUACGCCAGGAAGAUGCAAAGCGCAUUGGGACACAAACCAAAAAGCAAGAAUUCUGGGACAUGGCAGGUCAAAAAAAAACGCGUGAUCAUUUCGAGAAGAUGCUCGCAGGCAAGUCGGUGUGGCUGGGGAGGGAGGUUCAGAAUCUUCGGCAAGCUUGCCUCAACUUUGGAGCUCAUGCUGUAACUUCCGAGUUGUCCGCCGCGAAUGUCUUCCUUGUGGACAGUCUCAAUCCGGAGAAAAAGGCCCAGUGGGCGGCUACACUGCAAGGUGGCACAUUGAUUUCGCAGACAGUACUAGAGCCACAGGCACCCGGAAUUUUUGCGCUGCACUUCCGGAGAG